Magallana angulata is the source of this 1459-nucleotide messenger RNA. RefSeq lists its product as uncharacterized. Gene Ontology annotation, molecular function: protein binding. The record is from RefSeq and is a predicted model, not a curated record. The transcript is spliced from 5 exons. Lineage: Eukaryota; Metazoa; Mollusca; Bivalvia; Ostreida; Ostreidae. Bases 180 to 1292 code for a protein of 370 amino acids.
GUUUUAUUGAAAGUGUAAUGCUUAUUAAAGGCACCUCCUCCGUAUUUUGUAUAACAGAACACAUGGUAUUUCCGUCAGUUCUUGCUAGCUCUCUAAACUUGAAUCACAUUUGAAUUAAACUACAGGGAAGCUGAAACUACCGAUAAUAGCUUAUCAAACUAGUGAAAACAACACUCGAGAUGAGAGACAUUUAUAUAACGGCAAAUGACAACAAUGACGCAAAGAAAGAGAGUGAGAGUCAAGAUUCCCUAGCUUCCUCGGAAACAAUGCAUCUCAGAAGAAGUAUGUUUGGAAUAACAUCUCCUUUGUAUAGAAGCACGAGAAGGAAUACUUUGGAAGAUUUCGAUGACAUUCGAAGCAUUCUGUCACACAGCAAAGUCGAGGAGAAAUGGGAAUCCUUCGUUAAUGAGGACGGUGGGGUUUUUUAUGUUGACGUACACGAAGACAGUCACCAGGUAGAGAGGAGCAGACGGCAAAGACCCGCCACAGCACGUGCUCGACAUCAUCGCAGACGACAGAAUAGCCGCUGUCCAUGUCAUUGCAAACAGCAGAAUUCAAAAAAUUCCGAAAUGUAUGAAAACAACGUGAAAGAAAUACAUGAAAAUAUUACACCACAAGACGACAAUUCCGCUGUUAAUACUAAUUACCUUGAAAGUUUGAUAGACUUUCAGUCUCAAAUUCUUGCAAAUGGAGAAGACAACAAUGGAAAUGUUUCUUUUGAAACCAACAACAUUCAAGACAAUUCAUUAGGUCUCAAACAAGUCAGUGUGUCUCCUAAAGAACAAGCCAAAUGCCCAACCAUACAUAGAGACCCCGUCUCUGAGAUCUUGCAUUUUCAGGCUUUCUUCGGAGCCACUUUGUGUCAUUAUAAUCAAUGUGCUCAACCACAGGCAGGAGUUCUACAUAGCUCAAUACAGGAAACUAAAUUAGUCGUUCAGUACGUUGAACCAGAUAGUCCAGCGGCAAAAGCGGGUGUAGUGAAAGGCGAUAUUCUUCUGUGUUUGGAUGACUUAGAGGCAUCACUUUUCUUUGAAGGUGGACUUCUUUAUCGUCUACCCAAACAAUCAAUGAAAUGGACCUUAAAACCAUCCGAGGAAACGAACUCUCCAACCACCCUUAUUAUUCCAACAACAUUUCAGGAAGACUCAGCAGAGACCAUGAAAGCCAGAAAACAAAUUAAAAAGAGUAUACUUCAACUUAUUUCCCGCGGAGUGAAUCCGAAAGUUUCGUCCUUUUUGAAAAAAUUGACUCAACAUUUAGUAUCAGAUGCCGAAGAGUUAAAAGUGAGGUAACCGGACAACUGUACCAACAACACAGAAAAUGAACAUUUUUAACGCCAACCUUUACAAUUUGUGUUCAAGCUUGAAGCGCGUAUCAACAGUUACGUUGUUCUGUGAUCCGGACGUUUAAAGAAGAUGUAAAAACCUUGAUAUAUUGUCAAUAAAACCUUCCCAAAGAU